Molecule: messenger RNA, 1617 nt
Organism: Pochonia chlamydosporia 170
Lineage: Eukaryota; Fungi; Ascomycota; Sordariomycetes; Hypocreales; Clavicipitaceae
Product: MBOAT family protein
Exons: 5
Coding region: 1-1617 (538 amino acids)
Biological process (GO): lipid modification; glycerophospholipid biosynthetic process
Cellular component (GO): membrane; endoplasmic reticulum
Molecular function (GO): 1-acylglycerophosphocholine O-acyltransferase activity; 1-acylglycerol-3-phosphate O-acyltransferase activity
Source: RefSeq, a predicted model, not a curated record
AUGUUACACCUCAUACAUCGACCUUUCGAGGUGCUUUCGGCGAGACUUGGAGCAUCACCAGACGAACUCAAGCUCAUUUUUUCCUUUCUGUUGUCAUACCCGUUGGCAGGGCUCCUGAAACGUGUCCCGGAUGCGAAGCCUUAUCGGAAGAAUCUGUUCAUAAUAGGAACGUCCAUCUUCUACCUGGUUGGCCUCUUUGAUCUAUGGGAUGGUGUUGUAACCAUAGCUAUUACCGCUACUGGCCCCUAUCUGAUUGCUAAAUACCUAAGAAGCAGUCACUAUAUGCCAUGGAUCGGCUUCAUGUUUGUCAUGGGCCACAUGUCGGUUAGCCAUAUCAGACGCCAAGCUGCGAACAGCCCCUCGACGAUUGACAUCACCGGGGCGCAAAUGGUCAUGGUGAUGAAAUUGAGUGCCUUUUGCUGGAAUGUCGCUGAUGGCCAGCUACCCGACGAGCUCUUAUCAGACUCCCAAAAGGAGAGGGCGCUGAGGGAGCUUCCACCCGUUCUGGACUAUGCAGGCUAUGUUUUGUUUUUCCCCUCACUAUUUGCCGGACCAGCUUUUGACUAUGCCGACUAUCGGCGAUGGAUCGACACCUCAAUGUUUGAUGUGCCACCGAAUGUCGACCCAUCCAAGAAACCUCCUGCUAGGAAAAAGAGAAGGAUACCUCGAAGUGGCACUCCAGCCACCUUCAAGGCUCUAGUUGGGCUCUUUUGGAUUGCCAUGUUUGUUGCUCUGUCCACAAGAUAUGGCCACGAGCAGCUACUCGGGGAGUCAUACAUGAGGCAUGCAUUCUGGAGCCGAGUUUGGAUCAUGUACAUGGUCAAUCUGGUGACUAGGCUGAAGUACUACGGCGUUUGGACAUUGACUGAAGGAUCUUGCAUCCUUGCUGGAUUGGGUUACAAUGGGGUCGACCCUGUUACCGGGAAGGUUUCCUGGAAUCGCCUUCAAAACGUCGACCCAUGGGCUGUAGAGACCGCACAAAACCCUCGCGGCUACUUAGCAGGAUGGAACAUGAACACAAACAACUGGCUCCGCAACUAUGUGUAUCUUCGGGUCACUCCAAGGGGAAAGAAGCCGGGUUUCCGUGCCAGCAUGAUGACAUUUGUUACCAGUGCGUUCUGGCAUGGGUUCUAUCCAGGCUACUACUUGACAUUCGUCCUCGCCAGCCUCAUUCAAACAGCUGCGAAGAAUUUCCGACGCCUAGUUCGCCCCUUCUUCCUCGAUCCCGUAUCUGGUGGUCCGUCGCCUAAGAAGAAAUACUACGACGCGGCAAGUUUUGUUGUGACCCAGCUGACCUUCUCGUUUGCGACCACUCCCUUUCUCGUCCUCAGUUUCACGGAUUCUAUCCGCGCAUGGUCCCGUGUCUACUUCUACGGCGCCCUCUGGACCGUCAUGGGCCUUGUGUUUUUUGCCUCGCCGGGCAAAGCAGCGUUGAGAAAGGAACUGGAGAAGCGCCAAGGCAGGGCGAACGCGAAAUUAACUCGCUCGAUCAGUUCCGAGAGUCUGACUGGCAAAGACCCAAUCCUGGGGAUUUCCAAGGAUCCCGAACGUGAUGUGACAGAAGCAAUGGCAGAAAUCAGGGCCGAGGUGGAGGCACGACAGAAGAAGCUUGCAUAG